Molecule: messenger RNA, 837 nt
Organism: Bombus huntii
Lineage: Eukaryota; Metazoa; Arthropoda; Insecta; Hymenoptera; Apidae
Exons: 1
Coding region: 213-830 (205 amino acids)
Source: RefSeq, a predicted model, not a curated record
CCACGUACAAAACGAACGACAUACGAAUCGAUCGAACGAUCGGUGGCAAGCUUCAGACGCGGCCAAAUAUUCGCGACAAAUAUUCGGAAAAUGACGAAGACGAGCGAACCUAUAUUUCGACUUGGUAGGACAGGAGGAACAACGAGUUGGUCGUAAGACCUCCGACAUAUAGACAACGACAUACGCUUGAAUCAAUCGCAAGAUAUUCGACGAUGGGUGACAUUCUACGAAACUGGAUACAAGCGAGGCUAGGAAUCUUGAUCGAUCUGACGCCCGAGGUGUUUGGUUACUACACCAGGGACGGCUCGCUUCUCGCACAGAUUCUGCACAGCUACGACAUAAUAAACCGCGAUCAGUUGGACACGAUCGUCGUUACCCAAGAUCCUGCUCUCUGCAGAGUAAAUCUGAAGCACUUGAAGUUUUGGUUGCGAUUCGUGGGAAUCGAUAGCGACGAUGAAAGCAUCGAAGAAAUUUCCUGCGGCAAAGGUACCACGUCGAUGCGCUUGUUCUACAGGCUGUACCUGUGCCUGGAAACCAAGGACAGGUUGCACUUUAUCACACUGCAAAAAGAGAGGGAAAAAUUCGUACCCACGUCGAAGAAGUUCGAAGUGACGAAAGUCUGCGAGGACCCUCCACCGUAUCAACCGAUGGAACACUCUUUGUCGAAGAAGUUGGCGAAGGGAAAGGACGUCGUUGACUGGCAUCGUACCAACCUCCCAAUCAUACUAGCAAAGUUUCAAAAAGAACGAGAGAAGUUGAUGGCUGUUCCCACGUCGUACACCGUGGCGCAACCCAGCGUAGAGCAGUGGCCAGCCGAGGUAUCUAUGUAAGUAUUCU